This is a messenger RNA of Colletotrichum spaethianum, 240 nucleotides long. RefSeq lists its product as uncharacterized. The coding region runs from base 1 to 240 and encodes 79 amino acids. The record is from RefSeq and is a predicted model, not a curated record. Lineage: Eukaryota; Fungi; Ascomycota; Sordariomycetes; Glomerellales; Glomerellaceae. The transcript has a single exon.
AUGAAUAUCAACACAAACCAGGUCGACCCCCUUCAGCAUCCACUGAGAGCCACUGCUAUGGCCAUUGGCUCUCAGGUGCAAGGGGAACGUCGAGCACCUCGGAUGAGCCAUAUGCAAAGUGCCAACGAAGGACCUGCGGACAUCAUUGGCAAGGUAUCGGGCGCAGUGUCAGGCGGCAAGCGAGAAGACGAUGGAGCUUAUUUUACCAACAAUGAGGGUAUUCCAUUCCCCGAUCCGUGA